Pectinophora gossypiella (pink bollworm) is the source of this 1391-nucleotide messenger RNA. RefSeq names its product protein tramtrack, beta isoform-like. NCBI's taxonomy places the organism in Eukaryota, Metazoa, Arthropoda, Insecta, Lepidoptera, Gelechiidae. Gene Ontology annotation, biological process: regulation of transcription by RNA polymerase II. Gene Ontology annotation, cellular component: nucleus. Bases 304 to 1359 code for a protein of 351 amino acids. The record is from RefSeq and is a predicted model, not a curated record. The transcript is spliced from 8 exons. Gene Ontology annotation, molecular function: protein binding.
CACAAGUUUGUCAGCUUUUCUCAAAGACCUUGUCUGCCUGCCUCAGCCACUACCUAAUCUACUAAUGAUACCACAGAGUAUUAAUGAUACUACUCUUUGUAUUGUACCCUCAUUGUACCCUACUCAAUGCUAAGCAAGGAGCAAGCCAAGAUUUAUUUAUUCAGUUUCGUUUUAAACUGCUUUCGUUAACUCGAGCUAUAAGCAAUAAUAUAUUACUUGACGGACGUUACGAUUUACGGACAGUACUCUCUUUAGUACUUUUUGGAAUAGUAUUUGAAAAAUACUCAGAGGAAUCUCGUAAAUAUGGUGCAGUCCCAAUAUUCCUUAUCUUGGGAUGCAUAUAAGUCAAAUAUUUGUAGUGGGUUCAGUUCGUUGCAACAGAAUGAAGAAUUUGUGGACAUGACAUUAGCUGCAGAUGGUCACUUCGUGAAGGUGCACCAGGUUUUAAUGGCCCUUGCCAGUCCCUAUUUAAAAGAACUUAUAAGCUCGGCGCCUUGUCAACAUCCAGUCAUAUUUCUUAACAAUGUGUCAUACAAAACCCUUAGCUGUUUGCUUGAAUAUGUGUACACAGGGGAAGUUCUAGUGCCAUCUGAAAAUCUGAUAACUUUUGUAGAAGCAGCCAAAGCUCUUCAUAUUAAAGGACUAGAGGAUUUUCAUAAUCCUGAGGAGAUUUGCUACAAACCAGUGGACACUUUGUCACAGUUGGAGGAUAAUAUCCCAUGCCAUGGCAUCAAGAAUCUGUCUGUGCCGGACGAACAGGGGUCAACUCAGAUUGGUUUGCCGGCAGCCGCAAGGAAAGUACUAAUAAAAACUCCAGCAAAAAUGACACAAACUACUGAUAAUAAAACUAAACGGGAAGUGGAGAUGGAUAUGAGUUACACUGAGAUGAUGAAUGUACAGGAUUCAGACGAUGACAUGGAAGCGGCCGCAAUGUCGGAUUGUUCAAGCAAGACUGUAACUGACGACACAGGCAGCACUCCGCACUCGAAUCUGCAGUUCUCUGUAUCGAUCCGUGGUUCCCUGCAAGUGAUUCUGAACCGAUACAUCUAUAAUUUACAUUCUGUUAUUCACCGUUCGGGCGUCAAACGUUGGCGAUGCGUCGACUACCGAAACCACCGUUGCAAAGCUUUCAUCGUUACUAAAGGCAACGUCGUUUUAAACAGAGCAAACCUCCACAACCACUCAUUCCACGAUAAGAAGAUUCUUCAGAAGAUUGAAAAGAAAGCAGUAUUCACGGCUCUUGAUGAAAUUGAGGCUUUUAAACAAAAAGAAGACCACUUAGAAAACACAGAGAGUGAAGCACACUAUAUCACACUUGAUUUCUCAGAUGUGGACAACAAAUUGAAAAAAACAGUAUAAUAAAAUGUUCAUGUAUUACAUAAGUAUAAUAA